AUGGCUCUGAAAGUCCUUGCCCUUCAAUUACUAGCCUCAUUGGCUGCAUUCUUGCCUACAACCAGCCCCGCCAAUCUCAGUUAUCCGGCUGUCUUUAACUUCGGCGAUUCGAAUUCAGACACCGGAGGCCUCAAUGCAGGAAUUGCUUUUCCUAUUAAACGUUUCUGCAAUGGCUAUUUGAUCAUUGAUUACAUAAUGAAUGAAAUGGACCUACCAUUUCUGAAUCCAUACUUGGAUUCUGUUGGUGCACCAAGCUUCCAAACUGGAUGUAAUUUUGCAACAGGAGGGUCUACUGUUCUUCCAGCCAGUGCAGCCUCAAUAAGCCCCUUCUCCUUUGGAAUUCAGGUUGCUCAAUUUGGCAGAUUCAAGGCAAAAGCUCUUGAGUUACUAUCUAAAGACAAGAAGCUUCAAAAUGUCCUCCCUUUCGAAGAUAAUUUCAAGCAGGGCCUUUACACAUUCGAUGUGGGACAGAAUGAUCUUGAUGGUGCAUUUUCUUUAAAAUCAGAAGACCAAGUAGUUGCUUUAAUCCCAUCUAUUAUGACCGAAUUCGAGACCGGAAUUCAGAAACUAUACAAUCAGGGGGCUAGGAAUUUUUGGAUUCACAACACAGGUCCACUGGGAUGCCUACCAAGAAUUAUUGCAACAUUUGGGAAAAACCCAUCACAGCUUGACCAAUUUGGAUGCGUUGCUUCCCACAACCGUGCUGCUACUGCUUUCAAUGCCCAACUGCAUGAUCUUUGUUUCAAGUUUCAGAGAAAAUUCCCAGAAGCCAAUGUUACUUACAUCAACAUCUACAAAAUAAAGUUGGACCUCAUCACAAACUAUGCUCAAUAUGGAUUCAAACAAGGCAUAGCAGCUUGCUGUGGAUAUGGUGGUCUGCCAUUAAAUUUUGAUAAUCGGAUUAACUGUGGAGAAACCAAGAAUCUCAAUGGGACUUUGGUCACUGCAACACCAUGCAAUAAUCCAGAAGAAUAUGUGAAUUGGGACGGCAGCCAUUAUACUCGAGCUGCAAAUCAGUAUGUGUCAACCCAGAUAUUGACUGGAAAUUUCUCAGAGACACUUGACAUCUUCCAAUAUUGAAUGCAAAUUUUCUCAGAAACAAUAAAACAAGUCUCAAAAGUCAGCAAUGGCAGGCUACGUGUUCCAUUUUCUGAAACUCUGUCUCUAUAUAUCCAUGGGCUGUAGUUAGCUUAAUGGGAUGAAUUAAUGUGUGAGGAGGCAUGACGAAAUAAUUCUUGGUGUAACGAAUAUUUAUCUUUUUAAUACUGAAACUCGUCGAAGUUUA
Molecule: messenger RNA, 1285 nt
Organism: Prunus mume (Japanese apricot)
Lineage: Eukaryota; Viridiplantae; Streptophyta; Magnoliopsida; Rosales; Rosaceae
Product: GDSL esterase/lipase At1g54790-like
Molecular function (GO): hydrolase activity, acting on ester bonds
Source: RefSeq, a predicted model, not a curated record